AUGGACGAAAGAUACACAAAAGUAAUAAGCAACCAAAAUGGGCAUAUCUACGAUGUCACCGGUCAAUGGUGGUACCCUUUGAAUGAUCAUUACAUAAUUGAGCUGAAAGAAGAACUUAAAACUGGCAACUACACCCUACUAUUACGCUGGAAUAAUGACUUUUCAGAAAAUAAGAAGAUUUUUCGAAACAAAAACAAAAAUUAUUUUUUUAUCGGAACUAAAAAUUUGAGAUUGUCAACUGCUCGUAAUUUAUUUCCGUGUUGGGACGAACCGAUUUUUCGAGCUAAUUUUGAAAUAUCGAUAGAGCAUCCAAAAAAUUUUACUGCAUUGUCAAACAUGCCGAUUGAAAGGAAUUUUACUACUCCCAAGGAUAACUAUCUGACUUACUUUCAAAAAACUCCUUUACUGUCACCUCAUUCCAUAAGUUUUGCGAUAACAAAUUAUCCUGUAAUUGCAGCUAAAUUGAAGACCUUAUCAAUGUAUUCUAUCAAACAAGAUCAAGUCUCGUUCCUAAGUUACGCAAUCAAUUUGAAUUCAAUUCUACGCGCUUUGUUAGAUUACAUGGGAAUUUCUUAUCCACUACCGAAAAUAGAUUCUGUUAUCAUUUCGGGAAACGAAGAUGGAUGUAUUAGCAAUCCAGGUCUUAUUUUUUACAGAUCAUAUGAAUAUUUAACAACAUCGAAAUCUCCGCUUGUUAUUUACCGAAACCAAGAAUUUGGAGACUUAAAAGCCAUAACAGCCAUUACUCUUCAAUGGUUUACAGAUUUAGUUACGCCAAAUGAUUCUAAUUAUUUCUGGUUGUAUAAUGGGAUUGGUCAUAAUCUUGCUGCUAAGAUACAUGAUCAAAUCCAUCCAAAAUUACGUAGAAGGGAAAUGCAAACUUUAGAACUUUACAACUAUCUCCUCGAUCCAGAAUUCAAAAAACCGUCAUCAAUAUCGCUGUUAUCUAUUGGGAACCAAACAUAUGUUAGCGAAAAUGUGAAACAAUAUGUGAGAGGCGCUUCAAUAAUUCAAAUGUUGGAAUAUGUAGUUUUUAAACCAGAAUUUUAUCAAAAUGGCUUACUGAGGCAAUACCUCAGCAAAAAUUUGUUUAAAACGACAACUUUGGAAGAUUUAUGGACAAGUUUAGAAAAUGCGCGCAAGAAUAAUUCCAGGAUGUCUUUAAUUAAAUGUAAAAGCAACGGUGAAUUGUUGAAUCAAGCAAUCUGGCUAUCCUAUUAUUAA
This is a messenger RNA of Cotesia congregata, 1224 nucleotides long. Lineage: Eukaryota; Metazoa; Arthropoda; Insecta; Hymenoptera; Braconidae. The record is from the annotation of a GenBank genome assembly.